Molecule: messenger RNA, 1591 nt
Organism: Vombatus ursinus (common wombat)
Lineage: Eukaryota; Metazoa; Chordata; Mammalia; Diprotodontia; Vombatidae
Gene: B3GNT4
Product: UDP-GlcNAc:betaGal beta-1,3-N-acetylglucosaminyltransferase 4
Exons: 2
Coding region: 95-1177 (360 amino acids)
Cellular component (GO): membrane
Molecular function (GO): hexosyltransferase activity
Source: RefSeq, a predicted model, not a curated record
CGGACUCGCUUCCCGCCCUCCUCUCUUCGCCCGCAGAGGGGCCCGGCAAGCGCAUGAGCUUCAGGCCAGGGUUGAGGGCCAUUUGGGCCUCGAGAUGUCCCCGAGACUUGGUUGGCUUGCCCUUUACAGUCUGUCAGUGACACUCUUCACAUGUCUCCUCUUUUUGAAGAGGGAGGCCAAGCCAGCACAGCAGGUAGUAGGGGGCCCUGUGGUAAGGCAUCCCUUCUGGGCACCUGCAGUGUCCCAUCGAAGCCUGUGUCUGCCCAACUCUGAAUCCAUCAAUGCAUCCACAGUCCUGCCUGUCCGUCACCGCCUCUUCCUGACCUAUAAACACUGCCGGAACUUCUCUACCCUAUUACAGCCCACGGGCUGCCCUGCUGACACCUUCCUCCUGCUGGCAAUUAAAUCAUUGCCUGCUCAUGUGGACCGCCGAGCAGCCAUCCGCAGCACCUGGGGCCGGGUCAGUGCCCUGCAUGGGGGGCAGCAGCUAAAACUGGUAUUUCUCUUGGGAGUUGGGGGAACUUCCCCACCCCCUCAGUUGUUGGUUUACGAGAGUCAGGAGUUUGAUGACAUUUUACAGUGGAACUUUACUGAAGACUUUUUUAACUUGACUCUGAAGGAGCUUCAUCUCCAAAGGUGGCUGGCCGCCAGCUGCCCACAGGCCCAGUUUGUCCUCAAAGGGGAUGAUGACGUCUUUGUCCACGUGCCCAAUGUCCUGGAGUUCCUAGAAGGGCAAGACCCCACCCAGGAUCUCUUUGUAGGGGAUGUGAUUAGAGAAGCCCUUCCUAACAGGAACACCAGGGUCAAGUACUUCAUCCCCCCCUCCAUGUACCACGCUCAGCACUACCCACCCUAUGCUGGAGGUGGGGGAUAUGUGAUGUCGCAGGCCACAGUUCGAGGGCUCCAGGCUGCAGCGGAGGAGGUGGACUUAUUUCCCAUUGAUGAUGUUUUUGUGGGUAUGUGCUUGCAGAAACUGGGAGUGAAGCCAACCCACCAUGCAGCAUUCAAGACCUUUGGGAUUCGACGACCCCUGGACCCCCUCGACCCAUGUCUGUACAAGGGGCUGCUGCUGGUGCACCGUCUCAGUCCCUUGGAGAUGUGGACUAUGUGGGCUCUGGUGAAGGAUGAGGGCCUACGCUGUGCUGCCCUUCCCGCCCUGGCCCAACAGCCUGGCUAAGGGAGUGCCUGACAGGUCCAGACCGGUAGUGUUCAGAGGCUGGUAGGGGACUUAGCUAUUGGUUACUUUCUAAAAAGGCUAAGAAAACAGAGAGCUUUUAAACUAAUGUAGCUUGGUGGAAAAUUAUGUCCUAAACUGUAGUCCCACAGAUUAACUUUGAUUAAAAAAAUACACAAAAAGAGCCUGGCUAAUGGAUGGGAGAGUGUGCAGUGGGGUUGGUAGCCCCACUCAAGCAAGCUCCAUCUUCUCUACCAAAGCAGAAGUUUUUAAAAGAAACAAGUGGACUCCAGGUAGUGAGUGGCUUUUCUACAGACCUGGGUAUGGGAUAAUACUGGCUAGCUUCAUUCCCUGCAGAAAAACCUCCCUAGUACCUUAAACAUGCAAGGAAAAGUACCUCUUUUGGGGGGGGGGGGG